UAUCCAAAGCGUCUUUCCGACCGCAGCCAUAGAGCUCCAGUCGCUCAAGGUGUAUUUCGCUUCUAUCUUUUCCAUCACUUCUCUCGUUUCUCGUCAAGAUGUCAACCCACAAGAAGAAGACUAGAAAACUACGUGGACAUGUGAGCCACGGUCACGGCCGCGUUGGCAAACACAGGAAACAUCCCGGUGGUCGCGGUAAUGCUGGAGGUUUGCACCACCAUCGAAUUAAUUUUGACAAGUAUCAUCCUGGAUAUUUUGGAAAGCUUGGUAUGAGGAAUUAUCACCUGCGUCGAAAUACUAAAUGGUGCCCAACUAUAAAUCUAGACAAAUUGUGGACCCUUGUCUCUGAACAAACGAGACUGAAAUAUAAAGAUGUCGAGGGCAAAGCACCUGUUAUUGAUCUUGUAAAAGCGGGAUAUUACAAAUUAUUGGGAAAAGGACGCCUCCCUAAGCAGCCUGUCAUAGUUAAGGCGAAAUUUUUCAGCAAACAGGCGGAAGACAAGAUCAAGGCGGUUGGUGGCGCGUGCGUCUUGUGCGCAUAAUCAUUGAGACAGUGUUCAUUUCCAUAAGUUUACUCUUGUCGACUCAAAUAUUAAAACUUUAUAAGGAUGUAAAAAAAAGAGACGUGAGAAGAUUAAGAAUAAUUUAUGGAAACGAAUGUAUUUCAAUGAUAAAUAAAAAUUUUUCAAAACA
This is a messenger RNA of Camponotus floridanus (Florida carpenter ant), 693 nucleotides long. RefSeq names its product 60S ribosomal protein L27a (gene RpL27A). The transcript is spliced from 6 exons. The record is from RefSeq and is a predicted model, not a curated record. Gene Ontology annotation, cellular component: ribosome; cytosolic large ribosomal subunit. Gene Ontology annotation, molecular function: structural constituent of ribosome. NCBI's taxonomy places the organism in Eukaryota, Metazoa, Arthropoda, Insecta, Hymenoptera, Formicidae. Gene Ontology annotation, biological process: translation. The coding region runs from base 99 to 542 and encodes 147 amino acids.